Molecule: messenger RNA, 2717 nt
Organism: Biomphalaria glabrata
Lineage: Eukaryota; Metazoa; Mollusca; Gastropoda; Planorbidae
Exons: 5
Coding region: 257-1450 (397 amino acids)
Biological process (GO): regulation of mitotic spindle assembly
Cellular component (GO): centriole; ciliary transition zone; cytoskeleton
Molecular function (GO): microtubule binding
Source: RefSeq, a predicted model, not a curated record
UGCCAUGGAAACGUAGAUUCUUUAUAGCCUCCCCUAUAUUUUCGUAAACUUGUAAAAGAACAAAACAAAGAUACGACCAGAUCUACACUUGAUUAGAUCUAGAACAAGACUAGCUAUAGACUAGAUCUAGUCUUAGACUCUUUAAUAAUGUUGAGUGUGUAAAUUUCAACAGUUAGGUAGAGAGUGAAUUGCUGCUUGUUGCAUUUUGAAUGGUGAAAAGUCAUACUAGAAAAAGUAUUUUUCAGAUUUAAACAAAAUGGUCCAUAAAAAGUCAGAGUACCAAAACCAAUUCAAAGCUUGCAUUAUCAAGAAAAAUCAAAACACUUAUUUAGAGAACCUGAAUUUUCGACAUGUACGUAGAGAUAGAGAAUACAUGCACACACCUCUUCUUUGGGGUGAUACUACAGAAGAAGACACAACUUCAUCAGACAGUAAUGAGGAUUGUCUUUCUAAGUCAAAUGAGCAGCAUAAGACAUUGAAAGAGCCUGCCGAAAAGUUCCAUUCAAUGGCAGAAAUACUUGCAGAUUCAAAGUUGAAGCUAGAUGAGUUUAAGAAGUCAAAACAUAUUGAGCCUGCUCAUGCUGACAUGUUAGAGAUUGGAAAGGUUGCUCUGGAACACAGUACAACAAAUUCCAAAGUUAAAGAUUCUGCUGAUAAAAAAUGUAUAAACCUUGAGACUUUGUGUUUGGAUAAAGAUUCCAGCAACAAUGCCACCAGCCAAGAAAUCAAAGAUGAUGAGGAAGACGAAUCAAAACAAGUUAGCUCAGUGCAGGAAAAACAAAAGAAAGUUGAAGAUAUGCGUAAUUCAAAGUUUAACCUCCGGCGCAAGCCAUACCAUAAUUCUAAAAGCAAAGCUUCCACUACAUCAUUAAACAGUAAACAUUAUCCACAUGUUGUGAAUGGCAAGUCCAGGCCUGUGAACAAAGAAAGACUGGUCAAGCACAAAAGUAAUGCAGUUCUACAAAGAGAAACCAAAGUUCCACCACUUGUACUUUGUGAUGAUGAGAAAGAAAGAAAAGAGACAUGUGAACCCAUAAGUUGCCAUGGUUCUGUACCGAGGCUGAUGUCCAACUCAAAGCCGCCUUUCAUUUCUUUUGGAAUAGGUGAUGUGGAGGACAGCAUUACUUUGCACCGAACACACAAUGUCAGAGCUUUAGCUGAUGUUUAUCCCACAGCAUUAAAAGCUAAAGUGAGACGCAAUCGUGAUGUGAAAAAGCAUGUUGAAAAGGGGGCAGUAACUCACAGUGCAGAAGCACUCUUGGACAAACUUACUGGUACAGGACUUAAAGACAGCAGUGUUUGGGAGUCUGAGUACUCUAAACAGUUUCAUGGUUAUGAGCCUAAAGAUUAUGAAAGAGCUUUGUCUGCUCGAAGUGUGAUACCCAGAACAACCCCCAGACCUAUUCCUGGUGUACAUCGACAUGGUUGUAUGGUGAUCCAUGUAGACUGAAACAAAUUGUACAUACAUUGAAAUUUAAGGGGACUAAAACAGAUUAAAAUAAAUAGCCUUACUUAGAUGAAUGUUUAUGGGGAGAAUUAGAGCUUUGCAAUCUUUAUAUGUAUAUUAAAAUAUGACAUCUAUGAAAUAUGAUUUUAAAAACAUUGAAUAAUAGAUUUAGGCCGACAUCAAAAACAUUUAUUGUGUGUAGACUGUACCAGUGAGAACUUGAAGUGAUAAUUUGUCAUACAAGCCAUUAUUUUGCUCUAAUUGAAUGUAGUACAUUUACUAAUGUAUCCCAUUCUAGACUUCUAAUUAAACUGAAAUUUAACUCUUACACACAAAAAAUAAAUUCUCAUAAUUUUGAGAAUUCAUAUUUACAAUUUGACAAAAGGAUGAAUUUCUGCUGAUAAAUUAGUCAAUAGAAUAUUGUUGUUAAACAUUUUUAUUGGUCUGAAUUAUAGACCAUGUGACUUUUGUAGAGUAUGAGAUAAAAUGUUACAAUUUAAAUUGCACAAAUUGAUUUCCUGACUCAGCAAACCAUUUGAAACAUUUAAAUCUGUAGUUUUCUUUGUUCUAGUCAAGAUAACAAAUGUGUGUCAUUUUGUCAAUUUUAGGAGAAAUUUCUUAGUUGUGAAAUCAAAUGUUUUUUUUUUGUUUUUUUUUCAAUGACCAAAUACAUUUAAUGAGUUCUUACAUUUCUUUAUAUGACAUAAACUUUGAAGCACUUGAAUAAUUAUUCACACUUUAAGACUUCAAUGAAAAUUGUUAUAAAAAAAAAGUAUUAUUAACUUCUAAACAUCUGAAUAUUUUAAUACAGCAUGAAUUAAUACAUAAGUAACCAAAGCUAUCAAUUAAAGAUUCUUUGUAUUGUAAUAAUUACAAGUUGCCAUUUUCAUAAGGAUUUCAAAUUUGUUUAUUCUUAUAUCCUAAACAAUGUUAGUGAAAUUUUCUACAAGUGUAGUCUUUGUAAAUAAUGACACUUAUGAAACAUGAACUUAAUAUACUUUAAGCAGUCUAGGUCUGAAUUUAGUUUACUGUCCUGUUAGGACAUGUGCAUUAUACAAAACAAAAGUAUGUAUUUUUUUUUUGUAUAAAUAUUUUGGUUAUUUAUUUAUUUUUGACAUAUAACCUUUUUACAAGCUCUUUGGAAGAUAGAUCUACCAAACAUGAGUGUUUCUUUCUUAAUAAAUGUUUAUUUUUAGAAUGUAGAUAAAACUAUUUCACAUCUUGUAUAUAUCAUUCUAAAAUAAUAAAAGUUUUUAUUGUAAUUUUUCAA